Miscanthus lutarioriparius is the source of this 1461-nucleotide messenger RNA. Lineage: Eukaryota; Viridiplantae; Streptophyta; Magnoliopsida; Poales; Poaceae. The record is from the annotation of a GenBank genome assembly.
AUGCGCUUAAGCCGGGAAGGCAGCGACGGCGCGACGUGCCAGGCUGACGCGUGCGCGGCCGGCCGAUUCGCACAAUGCACGAACCGUCAGCUUGCGCCAUCGCAUCGCAUGCAGAUGCAGGCGCGCCGCGCGCAGCCGGCCCGAGCAUAUCCACUGGAUGCUGGCGGCGAUUCCGUGGCGCACUCCGCCCUGGCGUCCAACGCCUCGCGCCGUGGCGGCCGCCCGCCUCCCUCGUCUCGUCUGCAGUCUCCUCCCUACAAAGAAGCAAGCGCCAAGCCAAGCCGCCAACGCAAGCAGAGCAGAGCUGCGGAACCGCACCAAGGCCAUCGCCCACCAGUCAGUCCUAUGGCGGGGAACGGCGGCGAGGGUGCGGUCGGGAAGGUGGCCUGCGCGGCGUGGAUACGGCGGCGGGACGAUGACGGCUGGCCACCCGGCGUCUCCCGCCUCCUCGUGGCGUUCGGCCGCGGGGCCACGACCUCGUCCCCGCCGCUCGUCGACGUCCUCGAGUUCGACGCCAAGGCAUCCGCACUCGCCUCCGAGACCGAGCCCCUGGCGAGGGUCACCGUGGGCGAGGAGGCAGCGGACACGCCGCGCGCGAUCGCCGUGCACCCCGGCGGCCGGGAGCUCGUCUGCACAACCGCCAAAGGCUGCAGGGUAUUUAAUCUGGUUUAUAAAGACUUCGGUAUUCACCUUAUUUCAAGAGAUGCUUCACCUCUCCAAUCUGUUGGGCCUCAAAAAUGUUUAGCAUUCAGCACUGAUGGUGCUAAGUUUGCUGUUGGUGGUGAGGAUGGACGUCUCAGAAUAUUUCAUUGGCCAAGUCUCAAUGUGAUUUUGGACGAACCUAAAGCUCACAAAUCCUUCCGUGACAUGGACAUCAGCUUAGACUCAAAGUUUUUAGUUUCAUCAUCCAUUGAUGGCUCUGCAAGAAUAUGGAACAUUGAUGAGGGGGCUCCACUAAUCAAUUUGACAAGAUCUUCGGAUGAGAAGAUUGAGUACUGUCGCUUUUCUAGGGAUGGAGCCAAACCUUUCCUGUUUUGCACACUUGUAAAAGGUCGUGAUGUUUGGACUAUGGCUGUGGACAUAAGUAAUUGGAAGAGAAUUGGUUACAAAAGAAUUUCAACAAAGCCCAUUUCCACACUCGCAAUUAGCUUGGACGGGAAAUAUCUUGCACUAGGAAAUCGUGACGGUGACUUUUGCGCCAUGGAAAUAAAGAAGAUGGAGGUUGCUCACUGGAGCAAGAAGGUUCAUCUUGGCUUCCCAGUUUCCUCCAUUGAAUUUUGUCCUACUGAAAGAGUUGUAAUCUCCACCUCACAUCAAUGGGGAGCAGAGAUAACAAAACUUGACGUCCCUCCCGAAUGGAAAGUGUGGCAGAUCUGGGUGGUGCUCCUGAGCCUCUUCGUGUCGUCGGCCGUCCUCUUCUACGUCUUCUUCAAGCACGCAAGGCUCAACCUGAGGCCAUAG